Caenorhabditis briggsae is the source of this 921-nucleotide messenger RNA. RefSeq names its product Protein CBR-TAF-11.3 (gene Cbr-taf-11.3). The record is from RefSeq and is a predicted model, not a curated record. Bases 1 to 921 code for a protein of 306 amino acids. Gene Ontology annotation, cellular component: transcription factor TFIID complex; nucleus. Lineage: Eukaryota; Metazoa; Nematoda; Chromadorea; Rhabditida; Rhabditidae. Gene Ontology annotation, molecular function: transcription coactivator activity; protein heterodimerization activity. Gene Ontology annotation, biological process: RNA polymerase II preinitiation complex assembly; transcription initiation at RNA polymerase II promoter. The transcript has 6 exons.
AUGACAACAAAAGGCGCAGCGGAUGACCUAUUCGGUGGACUCAGUGACAGCGAUAACAGUGAUAACGAAAACGAGGUUGAAAAUGAGAAAUCCAAUGUGGCGAUUCUUCAAGACUUGGAAAUGAGCAGUGAAGAUGAACAGACUAUUCGUGAAGAUUCGCAGCGGGUAGAACUUUCCCCAAACCAAAGCAUGGAAUCCGUCUCUCAAGAAGACUACCAAGAACAACAUGCUGUCUCUAAUCAAUCAGAAAAUGGAUAUUCGAGCAGCGCGCCUACGGUAUCCAGCUCUUCAAGUUUUUCUUCAUACUAUAAUGAACCAAUUGCUACAAAUGAAACAACAAAGUCUCCUGAUCGAAACUAUGACACACUCGACGUCGGCGAUCCCUACCUUGACGAAACUCAACAAAUGGAAAUCGAUGCAAAUGCAAAUUUAGUUCAACCAACAAAAAAUUCGAGCUAUCAAGCUCCUCAAAUAGCAAACGCUUCAAUGUUCUCAUCUCGAUCGGAGCAUAAAGCAGCCGCUACAAGACGUGGAUCUUCUUUUACUGAUAAGAGUCUAGAACAAAAUACUGUUGAUACUGGUGUCAAGGAGGAAGUCAUCAUUGCACGAGAACUUCUUAUAGCGAAUUUAACAAGAGAGCAACUGGACCGCUACGAAGCUUUCAGAAAAUCCAAGUUCCGAAGACAACCAAUCAAAAACAUUAUCACUGAAGUGACUGGAUCUGCUCCAACGGAGACUGUGGCUCUUGCUAUUUCCGCACUAGCAAAGAUGUUCAUUGGUGAGAUAGUUGAAGAAGCAGUGGAAAUACGGGAUGCUUCGAAUGAAGGAACCAAGCCCAUUCAGCCCCACCAUGUCAAUACAGCAUUCAAAAAGUUGUAUCAGGAGGGCAAACUCUGGCCACCGUAUGGACAGAAAUAUUAA